AUGAUGUCCGCUCGUGUCGCCCGCACCGGCCUGCGCGCCGCCCAGCAGUUCUCCGUCGCCCGUCCCGUCUUCAACGGCCUGCGCACCUAUGCCACCCCGGCCCAGGAUGUCCGCCCCCCCGUCGCUCUGUUCGGCGUUGACGGCACCUACGCUACUGCUCUGUACACUGCUUCCUCCAAGUCCGCUGCCCUCGACCAGACCGCCAAGGCCAUUGCUACCCUCGGCCAGACCCUGAAGGCCGACCCCAAGCUGAUCACCAUCCUCGGCGCUCCUACCCUGUCCAUUGCCGAUAAGCAGGAGAUCAUCAAGGAGCUCCAGAAGGUUGCCGGUGCCGACAAGGCCGAGAUCAUCAAGAACUUCCUCCAGACUCUGGCCGAGAACAACCGCCUCGCCUCCCUUGAGGGUGUCUGCGAGAAGUUCGGUGCUUUGAUGAGCGCCCACCGUGGCGAGGUUGAGUUGAACAUUACCUCUGCUCAGGAGCUCGACGCCAAGACCAUCUCCCGCCUCGAAAAGGCCGUCGCCAAGUCCGAGGUCAGCCAGGGCAAGAAGCUCAAGGUCGUCACCAAGGUUAACCCCGACCUUGUUGGUGGACUUGUCGUCGAGAUCGGUGACCGCACCAUCGACCUGAGCGUGUCUUCCAAGAUCGCCAAGAUGAACAAGGCUCUGACCGAUGCCCUGUAA
This is a messenger RNA of Penicillium daleae, 681 nucleotides long. RefSeq names its product F1F0 ATP synthase subunit 5. Bases 1 to 681 code for a protein of 226 amino acids. The record is from RefSeq and is a predicted model, not a curated record. Gene Ontology annotation, cellular component: membrane. Gene Ontology annotation, molecular function: proton-transporting ATP synthase activity, rotational mechanism. Gene Ontology annotation, biological process: proton motive force-driven mitochondrial ATP synthesis. The transcript has 3 exons. NCBI's taxonomy places the organism in Eukaryota, Fungi, Ascomycota, Eurotiomycetes, Eurotiales, Aspergillaceae.